Molecule: messenger RNA, 2979 nt
Organism: Cyclopterus lumpus (lumpfish)
Lineage: Eukaryota; Metazoa; Chordata; Actinopteri; Perciformes; Cyclopteridae
Gene: s1pr5b
Product: sphingosine-1-phosphate receptor 5b
Exons: 2
Coding region: 381-1610 (409 amino acids)
Biological process (GO): G protein-coupled receptor signaling pathway
Cellular component (GO): membrane
Molecular function (GO): sphingosine-1-phosphate receptor activity
Source: RefSeq, a predicted model, not a curated record
CUUAGUUCACUCCCAAUGCCUUGUCAGUUUGACUGUGACUCACUUGGUGCCUGUGUUUGGAUUCUCCUCAGUGAGAAGCAGAUGAGGUGAUAAAGGGCAACUCUACAUCUAUUUCAAGCAUCCGGACCCUCUAACCAGGACCAACAGAGCUCAAGAGCACCGUCUUCUGGCAGAAAAGAAAACACUUAGGGACUCUAAGGGAUUACGCAGUACCAACUUCAUGUAAUCCCUCCCUUUAUUGAAGGAACUCAGACAUUUGGCUUUGUGUCUUUUUUCUUUGUACUUGGACACAUUCAUCACAACUCUGCCAAAAGCAUGUCAACAAAAAGGACUUUAUAGCCACUGACUGCCGGGAGAAUAGAAGAAAAGCGACAUAAGUCAUGGAGGCUUCAAGUUCUGCUUACACCGGGACUCCCCCCUCUACGCCCAUAUUCCCCACCUCCCCCAUUGCCUCUACUCCAGGCUACUUGCAGUUCUUCUGGGAGUACCAGGACAACUCAGUCCUCGUGCAGCAUUACAACUACACCGGCAAGCUGCAGAAAGACCGCUACCGCGAAGGACUCAAACCUGAGGGCAUUGCGUUCCUGGUGGUGUGUCUCCUCAUCGUCCUGGAGAACGCCGUGGUUCUCAUCGCCAUUUGGAGGAACAAGAAGUUCCACCUGCCCAUGUAUUACCUGCUGGGCAACCUGACUCUCUCUGAUCUGCUGGCAGGGAUUACAUAUAUGACCAACAUCAUCAUGUCCGGAGCCAAUACUUUGAAACUGACGCCAUUGCUGUGGUUCGUCAGGGAGGGAGGGGUCUUCAUCACUCUGGCUGCCUCUAUUAUUAGUCUGCUGGCCAUUGCAAUUGAACGCCAUGUUACUAUGGUGACCAUGAGGCCAUACCACGGGGCGAAGCGGGGACGGAUGUUGGCACUGAUUGGCGCAAGUUGGGCGCUGGCAGGGUUUUUGGGGGUCCUCCCGAUUUUGGGGUGGAACUGCAUCCGCAGACUGGACCAGUGUUCAACAGUCCUCCCGCUUUACGCCAAGAGCUACAUCCUGUGCUGCGUGUCUGUGUUCAGCGCGGUGCUCCUGGCCAUCGUGGUCCUCUACGCCAGAGUUUUCCGCAUUGUCCGCACCAACACACAGCGCCAGCGGCUGGGCCUGUCGGGCAGCGUGAGGAAGGGCCUGGCGAGGAAGUCGCAGAAGUACAUGGCCCUCCUCAGGACAGUCACUUAUGUGCUCGGCGUCUUCAUCGCCUGUUGGCUGCCCCUUUUUGUCCUCCUCCUCCUGGAUUUCUUCUGCCCCACCCGCAGCUGUCGCCUGCUCUACAAGGCCGAUUACUUCCUGGGAGUAGCUAUGGUCAACUCGCUCCUCAACCCCAUCAUCUAUACUCUGACCAGUAAGGACAUGAGGAGAGCCAUUCUGAGGCUGCUCUGUCGGCCGUGUCUGAUGACCCGAGAUGGCCAGGUGAAGAAGAUUGGGAUGCCAUUCCUGGAGUGCAGUUUUAGUAAAUCUGAGGUGGCAUCCCAGAAGUUAGAGGGGGGAAUGGAGACGACCAUUUCCUCCGGGAACGUUAUCACCACCCCAUCACCUAUCAAGGCCCUUUACCCCAAACUCUUCAAGUCAUAAAGACUGAAACUGACCCCAGAACAGACGACAUGUAGCACAUCUUCUAAAGGCGGGAGCAGGACUGGUAUUGUCACAUUCUGGAGCAUUGCCAGAAAAAGAGGGUGUAUGAAAUAUUAUAGAAGCACAAGAGAAUCUUGCUUGGACAAAUGACUCACGUCGACAAGUCAGAAGUGGUGCAGAAUUUCAUUGUGAGAUGAUUACAAAAAGAAAAUGCCAUAUGUGAACAAGCAAACACACUUUUAUUUUGAGUAGAUACUUGGGAUAAGUCCCCUUGACUAAUUUGCACUGAGAUAUCACAAUGAAUGGAGAAGCAGCCUCAGAUUAAAAUGUCAACCCGUGGUUCCACAGUUUGUGUCGAAGCUUGGAAGGAGACGUCCUUAAACUCAAAGUCAUCGUCACAUGUUCUGGGUUAAUGAUGAAUGUUCUUAUUGAAGUGCCUUAAAUGCAGCACCGACACGUGUCAUGUGUGUAAACCUGUGCAUCUGCAGACACCUGGAUUUUCGCUGGUUCGAAGGCCCACGGUUUGUCCGAUUUGUUGAGGUAGAAUUGUGCGAGGCACCCCUCCACAUUGUGAUGCAGGGAGACUGAGCGGUGACAGGAAAUAGAGAGACAGAGAGAGAGAGAGAGAGAGAGAGAGAGAGAGCUCUUAACUGUCCUUACAGCUCAGUGAAGAAUGCUGUGGCGUAGCUGUGGGAGGGAGGCAGAACAUUAAAAUCCCCCUCCACUGUUUUGAGAUGACAGGCGGUUAACCUAUCUGAUGCUAAGUAGAACUUCAUUGGGGUUUGGUGUCCGAUGUGUUUAAAUGUCAGUCUGGCAUCUGCAGGAAAACUGCAACAGCAAUCUAAACAACCAAAUGUCAUCACGCAAUGUAACGGAGGCUUUCUUUACCAUCAUGACAUGCUGAUGGUUUAACUGAAACCAAAUCAGCUGCAAAUGCAUUACGUGUAAAAAAAUAUUAAAAUAACUUCAACGAUUUCAACUUGCAAACAAAGUUGUGGAUGUAAUUAAUCAUCAUGCAGCUGCAGGACUUUUAAGGAUAAAUAUUGUGCCUGCACUUGUGAGCUCAAUUAUACGGAACCGGUGCAAUUAUUCCAAUACUUCCUUUCGCUAUCCAUCAUGUCAACAGAAUAUUUCCGGUUCUAGUUUAAGGUACGGAUUUUUCAUUAUUAUGAAAUUAGUUUGACAUCCUUAUUUUUUACACGGAUGUUGUUUUUGGUGCAGUCUUUCCGGAUCUUAAGGGAUGAAUGAGGCGGUGUGCUUUUUAUUUUUUUUGUACUGUAACUCAUGUAGUGAACCUUUUGUAUUUCUGAAGACUUUUCAUACUAUCUGUUUUGUAAAUUAUGUGUAUUUUGUAACAAGAAAAAAAAAA